UCAAAUUCAAUCACCAUCAUCAUCAAUGACAUCAUCGAUAUCAUCAAUUAGAAAAGAAUCACCGAUUGAAUCGAUGACUUUAGAUGUGGAUUCAUUUGAUGAUGAUCAUCAUGGUCCGUCAUUAGCCGAUGAUGAAUCAUCUUUAUCGCCAACAACCAAUUUAUUUUCGAGGAAAAUUACAUCAACAGUAACCACCGAUGUUGUUCAACAGCAAUCAAAAUCGAUUGAUGGAUCACAAUCAAUUCAAUCAAUGUCAUUAGCAGCAGCAGCACAAUCCUAUCUACUUUGGUCACAAAUAAACAAUGGAUCAUCAAUUAUUCCGCAUACAUCAUUACUAACACCACCACCGCCAACAACAAAUGAAUCAUUAAAAUUACAAUUACAAAUGAUGUUUCAGGCUGCAUUACAAAAACAACAACAACAACAACAACAACCGCAUCAUCAACUGGAACGUUCAUCAACAAUAAAACAUCAACAACAACAACAAUCAUCAUCGACGAAUCAAUCAUCAAUAAGAAAUCGAUUAUGGCGUCCAUAUUGAGAAAAUGUCGUUGUUAUUUUUUAUUAUUAUUAAAUCAAAUUGU
Messenger RNA from Dermatophagoides pteronyssinus (European house dust mite), 584 nucleotides. RefSeq lists its product as uncharacterized. Gene Ontology annotation, molecular function: ATP binding; DNA-binding transcription factor activity, RNA polymerase II-specific; RNA polymerase II cis-regulatory region sequence-specific DNA binding. Gene Ontology annotation, biological process: regulation of DNA-templated transcription. Gene Ontology annotation, cellular component: nucleus. Lineage: Eukaryota; Metazoa; Arthropoda; Arachnida; Sarcoptiformes; Pyroglyphidae. The record is from RefSeq and is a predicted model, not a curated record.